Molecule: messenger RNA, 520 nt
Organism: Oppiella nova
Lineage: Eukaryota; Metazoa; Arthropoda; Arachnida; Sarcoptiformes; Oppiidae
Source: the annotation of a GenBank genome assembly
ACCGACGAGUAUAUCAUGGAAUUGAUUAUCGCAUUCAUAGCCAAAGACUUGCCGCCAGUAGUGAGAGAUAAGAUCAAAAGGGACUGCAAUUCAAAGCCUGACGUGAAGUCAAAACUCAUUAAAAUCAGUGAUGAGCUCAAAGAGUUUGUCGGAAAAUCACUGAUAAGUCGAGACUUGGAGGAGAUUUUGUUGAAUUCACACCAAAGGGUUAAACUGUUCUCAAACUACAGAAUUAAUUUGAAAAAUAAGUUUUCAAAGUUUACGGUUAAUAUCGGAAAGAAAUACUUGGAAAUGAAUGGAAAACUACUUAUUAUAAAACCUCAACAAAAUAGUGUUAACUUUGAAGAUCUAGGUUUAGAUGAAGUCGAAAAGAUUAAAAAUGCAUACUUUUUGCCCGAAAAGGGAUUAGAAGGGAAACUCAACUUUCAAACAGUCGAUGGAAAGGCCGAAGACAAUCAAGUGUUCAAAACGUUUGAUAAGAUCGCAGAAUCUAUUAAUAACUUUUUGUCCAAAUAAUAGC